ACUUUUCCUAAAAAUAUCGGCGUCCUCGCACGCGCGCGCUCGGCGAGGGGAUAUUCUAAAUUGUUGGGGACAGACGGGCCCCGCCCCCCGUACAUCAGGCCAAUGACAGUGCACGCGCCUCCCACGAGUUAUUGGGGGGCGGGGGGCAUUUCUGACAGUCCUGCUGAGUGACGCGGAGCUCUUUCUGUACCCCACCCCGAGCGCGCGCGGUGCUCCUCUUCCUUGCCCGCCCGCCUCCCCCCAUUUCGUUACCUUCCUGAGGUGCGUCUGCCCCCCCCCGCCCUCACAGCUGCGCAAUGGACCGCAGCGGACUUCUGGAGCAGCCGCUGUCCUUCUUCCAAAGCACCGCGGAGGAAGAGGAGGAGAUGCCGGCCACCGAGAAGGAUCUGGCUGAGGACGCGCCAUGGAAGAAGAUCCAGCAGAACACCUUCACCAGGUGGUGCAACGAGCACCUGAAGGUGAUCAACAAGCGCAUCCAGGACCUGCAGAGAGACCUGAGCGACGGGCUGAAGCUGAUCGGGCUGCUGGAGGUGCUGAGCCAGAAGAAGAUGUUUCGGAAGUUCCACUGCAGGCCGAACUUCCGCCAGAUGAAGCUGGAGAACGUGUCCGUGGCGCUGGAGUUCCUGGAGCGCGAGCACAUCAGGCUGGUCUCCAUUGACUCCAAAGCCAUCGUGGAUGGAAACCUCAAGUUGAUUCUGGGUCUGAUCUGGACACUCAUUUUACAUUACUCCAUCUCCAUGCCUAUGUGGGAGGACGAGGAUGAUGACGCCAAGAAGCUGACCCCCAAACAGCGACUGCUGGGCUGGAUCCAGAAUAAGGUGCCACAGCUUCCCAUCACCAAUUUCCAUAGAGACUGGAGAGAUGGCAAGGCGCUGGGGGCUCUGGUGGACAACUGUGCUCCCGGUCUCUGUCCGGACUGGGAAAUGUGGGAUUCAAACCAGCCAGUGGAGAAUGCCCGAGAGGCCAUGCAGCAGGCUGAUGAUUGGCUCGGAGUGCCACAGGUGAUCGCUCCAGAAGAAAUUGUGGACCCGAAUGUGGACGAGCACUCUGUCAUGACGUACCUGUCACAGUUCCCCAAAGCCAAGCUAAAGCCUGGUGCUCCGCUGAGGGCAAAAACAUUGCACCCCAAGAGGGCCAAGGCCUAUGGACCAGGUAUUGAGCCUCGAGGAAACAUGGUUCUGAAAGUUGCUACGUUCUUGGUGGACACUGUGGAGGCUGGACUCGGGGAGGUUCUGGUUUAUGUAGAGGAUCCUGAGGGACACACCGAAGAGGCUCGAGUGAUCCCCAACAAUGACAAGAACCGCACAUACUCUGUAGUCUAUCUGCCUAAAGUAGAGGGGCUCCAUAAAGUGAAGGUGCUGUUUGCUGGGCAGGACAUUGAUAGGAGCCCUUUCAUGGUGGACAUAGCAAAGGCUAUGGGUGAUCCCAGCAGGGUUCAAGCCCGAGGGUCUGGACUGCAACCCACAGGGAAUGUGGCAAACAAACCAACGUACUUUGACAUUUACACUGCAGGAGCAGGUACAGGGGAUGUCGGCGUCGUCAUUGUGGACUCCAACAGCCGAAGAGACACGGUGGAGAUCUUCUUGGAGAACAGAGGCGACAGUAUUUUCCGGUGCACCUAUGUCCCCAUUCUGGAGGGGCCUCAUGUUGUCUAUGUGACUUUUGCUGGACAGCAAAUUCCCAGAAGUCCUUUCACUGUCCACAUCUCUGCUGUUUCACAGAGUGCCCCCACUCCACAGUCUCCGGUGCAGGUUAUACCCCAUCCCAUAUGUACCCCACCCUCAGACAAGAUAAGGAGAGCCCCCCCUCCAACACCUCCCAAACCCAGAUGGCAAACCUGCAAUCCAAGCGUCUGUCGGGCGUUUGGCCGAGGCCUGCAGCAGAAAGGCCUGAGAGUGAAGGAGGUGGCGGAUUUUAAAGUGCACACUAAAGGAGCUGGAAAAGGGGAGCUCAAAGUCUCUGUGAAAGGACCAAGGGGACUGGAGGAGCCUGUGAAGGUUCUUGAGAUGAAGAACGGAGUCUAUGAAUGUAAUUAUUACCCCAUUAUGACAGGGAAAUAUCUGGUGACCAUCACCUGGGGGGGACAGAGCAUAUUGCGCAGCCCAUUCGAGGUCCAUGUCAGCGAGGAGGCGGGGCCUCAGAAGGUAAGGGCCUGGGGUCCAGGUCUGGAAGCAGGGUUGGUGGGGAAGAGUGCAGACUUUGUUGUGGAGGCCAUCGGCACAGAGGUGGGAACUCUGGGUUUCUCCAUCGAGGGUCCUUCUCAAGCUAAGAUCGAGUGUGAUGACAAAGGUGAUGGGUCGUGUGACGUGCGAUACUGGCCAACAGAGCCAGGCGACUAUGCUGUCCAUGUCAUAUGUGAUGAUGAGGACAUUAAAGAUAGCCCCUUCAUGGCUCACAUCCUCUCAGAUCCCGGCGACGUCUUUCCUGAAAAAGUUAAAUGUUUUGGCCCUGGCCUUGAGCCUUUCGGCUGCAUUAUUAACAAAGCGGCAGACUUUACCAUUGAUGCCCAAGAAGCUGGAAGAGGAGAGCUGAAGCUUUAUGCUCAGGAUUCAGAUGGAUUCCCAAUCGACAUCCAAAUCACUGACAAUGGAAACGGCACCUAUUUCUGCGUCUAUGUCCCCACCAAACCCAUCAAGUACACCAUCAUCAUCACCUGGGGGGAAAUCAACGUUCCCAAGAGCCCCUUCAGGGUGACAGUUGGAGAAGGCAGCCACCCAGAGAAUGUGAAAGUUUACGGCCCAGGUGUAGAGAAGAUGGGGUUGAAAGCCAACGAGCCUACGUACUUCACUGUGGACUGCAGCGAGGCUGGACAGGGUGAUGUCAGCAUUGGGAUAAAAUGUGCCCCUGGUGUGGUUGGACCUGCUGAGGCUGACAUUGACUUCGACAUCAUAAAAAAUGACAAUGAUACAUUCACGGUCAAGUACACACCGCCAGGCCCCGGCAAGUACACCAUCAUGGUGCUGUUUGGUGAUCAGGAAAUUCCCAUCAGUCCCUUCAGAAUAAAGGUGGACCCCUCCCACAAUGCAGCUAAGGUCAGAGCAGAAGGACCUGGACUCAACAAAACUGGUGUGGAAGUGGGAAAACCCACCCACUUCACUGUUUACACAAAGGGAGCUGGAAAAGCCCAACCUGAGGUUCAUUUCAUGGGAGGGGCUAAAGAACUGGCUGUGAAGGACUUUGAAACCAUUGACAACCAUGACUACUCAUACACGAUCCGCUACACGCCAGUUCAAAAGGGAAACCUGUCUAUCACAGUGUGUCAUGGAGGAGACCCCAUUCCUCAAAGUCCAUUCAGGAUCAAUGUAGCCCCCCCACUAGACCUUAACAAGGUCAUCGUUCAGAGCCUGAAUAGCAGGGUGGAUGUUGGUGAGGAGCAGGAGUUCUCUGUCAGCACUUGUGGUGCUGGAGGCCAGGGGAAGUUUGAUGUGAACAUCUCCUCUCCAUCACAACACCAAGUGCCCUGCAACCUGGAAUACUGCGCAGCCAGCGAGGUGCACUCUGUUAUGUACGUCCCCCGAGAGGAGGGUCCGUACAGGGUGGACAUCAGCUAUGAUGGAAACCCUGUCCCUGGAAGUCCAUUCCCUGUGGAGGGAGUGAUGCCUCCAGACCCCUCAAAGGUGCAGGCUUAUGGUCCAGGUCUUCAGGGUGGAGUGGUGGGUAAACCUGCCCCUUUUGCCAUUGACACAAAGGGUGCUGGUACAGGAGGUUUGGGUCUAACAGUGGAAGGUCCUUGCGAGGCCAAGAUUGAAUGCCAGGACAAUGGAGAUGGAUCUUGUUCCGUGUCAUACUUUCCCACUGAGCCUGGCGAGUAUGCCAUCAACAUCCUCUUUGCUGACCAACACAUCCCUGGAUCCCCCUUCAAAGCUGUGGUCCAGUCUUUGUUUGACCCCAGUAAGGUGACAGCCCAGGGGUCUGGCCUGGAACGAGGGAAAGUCCACGAGCCUGGAUCCUUUGUGGUGGACUGUUCCAAGGCCGGAGAAGCUGAGCUCACCAUUGAGAUAGUUUCAGACUCUGGAAUCAAAGCAGAAGUUCAGGUUCAGAACAGCAGUGAGGGGACGUACUCCAUCACCUACAUCCCAAAGUGCCAUGGCAUGUACACCAUCACCGUCAAAUACGGGGACCAAGCUGUUCCCCAGUUCCCCUCCCGCUUGCAGGUGGAUCCAGCUGUGGAUGCAAGUGGGGUGAAGGUCUAUGGACCAGGAGUGGAUCCCAGAGGUGUCCUCAAGGAGGUAGUGACUCACUUUGCUGUUGACACUCGAGCUCACUACAAGAGCGGGAGCAGCAAUGUCAAAGUCCACAUCUCCAACCCAUCAGGCAGCAACACGGACACCCACAUCACAGAUAUUGGGGAUGGGACUUACAGGGUGGAAUAUACACCCUAUGAGGAUGGACUCCACUUGAUUGAAGUGCUCUUUGAUGAGGUUCUGGUCCCAAAGUGUCCCUUUAGGGUGUUGGUGACUGAAGGCUGUGACCCAAGUCGAGUGGAAGCGUUUGGUCCAGGUCUGGAGGAGGGCCUGGUGAAUAAACCAAAUGUCUUCACUGUGGAAACCAGGGGAGCAGGUACAGGAGGUCUUGGCCUGGCAAUUGAAGGUCCAUCAGAGGCUAAGAUGUCUUGUAAAGACAACAAAGAUGGCAGCUGCAGCGUGGAAUACAUCCCCUUUACUCCAGGAGAGUAUGAUGUCAACAUCACCUUUGGUGGCCUUCCUAUCCCAGGAAGUUCAUUUCGUGUUCCGGUUCGAGAGCUGGUUGACCCUAGUAAAGUGAGGUGUUUGGGUCCUGGCCUAGGGAGUGGAGUCCGAGCUCAUGUUCCUCAGACCUUUACUGUCGACAGCAGCAAGGCGGGAGUAGCCCCCCUGGAGGUUCAACUCUGUGGGCCAACAGGUGUGGCAGAGCCUGUCAGCAUCACAGACAACGGUGAUGGUACUCACACUGUUAGCUACACUCCUGCUAACGACGUCUUGUACACCAUUUAUGUGAAGUACGCCGACCAGCAAGUGCCACGCAGUCCUUUCCAAAUCAAACCAUUACCAGCUCAUGAUGCCAGUAAGGUUCGUGCCAGUGGACCAGGCUUAAAUGCAGCCGGCAUAUUAGCCAGUUUUCCAGUCGAGUUCACCAUUGACGCGAGAGAUGCUGGAGAAGGAUUACUGACGGUGCAGAUAUUGGAUCCGGACGAUUGCAGGCGCCAGGCCUCGGUGUUUGUGGAGGACUGGGGCAGGAGGGUUUGGGAGACACACAUAGUAAAGAAAACCAUCCCCUUCAGUAUUUUGAAGAGAGGCUGUGAUCCCAAAGGAAAACCCAAGAAGGCGACCAUCAGAGACAACAGAGAUGGGACGUACACAGUGUCUUACGUCCCAGAUUUAACUGGCCGCUACACAAUCACCAUCAAGUAUGGAGGAGAUGAGAUUCCAUACUCACCUUACCGUAUCCCCGCUGCGCCCACUGGAGAUGCCAGCAAGUGUCUGGUCACAGUUUCCAUUGGGGGUCACGGGCUCGGUUCAGGUCUUGGCCCUACCAUCCAGAUUGGAGAGGAGACAGUCAUUACGGUGGAUGCCAAAGCAGCAGGAAAAGGCAAAGUCACCUGUAAAGUGUCAACGCCAGAUGGGGGGGAACUGGAUGUUGAUGUGGUUGAAAAUACAGACGGUACAUUUGACAUUUAUUACACUGCUCCGGAGCCGGGGAAGUACGUCAUCACUAUCCGAUUUGGGGGUGAACAAAUUCCCAACAGCCCCUUCCAUGUGAUGGCCACCAAUGAUUCGAUGGGUCCCGCUGGUGGUAUGGAGCCCACACUGCGCCCCUUCAGUCUGGUCAUUCCCUUCACAGUGCAGAAAGGACAGAUUACAGGACAAGUCAAAAUGCCUUCUGGAGAAACGGCUCAACCGGACAUCACUGACAACAAGGAUGGAACUGUUUUAGUAAAAUACUCGCCGACGGAACGAGGCCUUCAUGAAAUGGACAUCAAGUAUGAUGGCAGUCACAUUCCUGGAAGCCCACUGCAGUUCUUCGUUGAUGCCAUCAACAGCACUCACGUGACGGCGUACGGUGCAGGUUUGAGCCAUGGGAUAGUGAAUGGAGUCGCCUCAUUCACCAUCAUCACCAAAGAUGCUGGAGAAGGCGGUUUGUCUCUUGCAGUUGAAGGUCCAUCCAAAGCAGAGAUCAGCUGUAAAGACAACAAAGAUGGAACGUGCAUCGUGUCUUACAUGCCGACGGCACCGGGAGAUUACAACAUCAUUGUUAAAUUUGAUGAUAAACACAUAGCCGGCAGUCCCUUUACUGCCAGGAUCACUGGUGAAGAGACCAUUAACACACCCCAACUCAAUGUUGGGACAGCAACAGAUGUCUCUUUGAAGAUCUCGGAGACUGACCUGAGCAGCCUGACGGCGACUAUUAGGACGGCGUCUGGUUUCGAGGAGCCAUGUCUCCUGAAGAGACUGCCCAACAAACACAUUGGAAUCUCCUUCACACCCAAAGAAGUUGGAGAACAUGUGGUGAGCGUGAAGAAAAAUGGCAAACAUGUGACCAACAGCCCAUUUAAAAUCAGGGUAGGUCAGUCUGAAAUUGGAGAUGCCAGCAAAGUGAAAGUUUAUGGUCAGGGGUUAGUGGAAGGACACACCCUGGAGGUCUCGGAGUUUUUGGUGGACACCAGAAAUGCAGGUUAUGGAGGUUUAAGUCUCUCCAUUGAGGGGCCCAGUAAAGUGGACAUAAACUGUGAGGACAUAGAAGAUGGAACCUGCAAGGUCACUUUCUGUCCGACUGAACCGGGAAACUACAUCAUCAACAUCAAAUUUGCUGAUCAGCAUGUUCCAGGAAGUCCUUUCACAGUGAAGAUAUUUGGUGAGGGUCGAAUGAAGGAAAGCAUUACAAGGAAACGUCAGGCUCCUUCCAUUGCUACUGUGGGCAGCACCUGUGACCUCAACCUCAAAAUACCAGGAAACUGGUUUGAGAUGGUUUCAGCUCAGGAGCGUCUGACCCGGACAUUCACCCGCAGCAGCCAUACCUACACUCGAACCGAACGCACAGAAAUCAGUAAAACUCGAGCCGGAGAAACUAAGAGGGAGGUCCGGGUAGAGGAGAGCACCCGGGUGGGAGAGGAUCCCUUCAGAGGCGUGUUUGGAGACUUCUUGGGACAAGAGAGUCUGACUGAGACGGGGGACCAGGAAAUGACAGCUCAGGUGACGAGUCCUGCAGGCAAGACAGAGGAUGCAGAAAUCCUCAAAGGAGAGGACAGCACCUACAGUGUUCGCUUCAUCCCCCAUGAAAUGGGACCUCACAAAGUCAGCGUUAAAUACCGGGAUCAGCACGUCCCUGGGAGCCCCUUCCAGUUCACUGUGGGGCCUCUGGGGGAAGGAGGGGCCCACAAAGUACGAGCAGGAGGCAUUGGGCUUGAGCGGGGAGUGGCAGGAAUCCCGGCGGAGUUCAGCAUCUGGACCAGGGAAGCCGGCGCCGGGGGGCUGUCCAUCGCCGUGGAGGGACCUAGUAAAGCUGAGAUCACCUUUGAGGACAGAAAAGAUGGCUCUUGUGGAGUGGCUUAUGUGGUUCAGGAGCCUGGUGAAUAUGAACUAUCUAUUAAAUUUAAUGAUGAGCACAUCCCAGAUUCUCCCUUCAUUGUUCCUAUGGCUACCCUAUCAGACGAUGCCCGGCGUCUCACCCUGACCAGCCUACAGGAAAUGGGUCUGAAGGUGGGUCAAGAGGCCUCUUUUGCUGUGCAGCUAAAUGGAGCCAGAGGUCUUAUCGACGCAAAGAUCCACACGCCAUCAGGGGCCACAGAAGAGUGUUGUGUCUCUGAGCUGGAUGGUGAUGAACAUGCCAUCAGAUUUAUUCCAAAAGAAAAUGGUGUUCAUUCCAUUGAUGUUUCCUUCAAUGGCUGCCACAUCCCUAACAGCCCUUUUAAGAUUUGUGUAGGAGAACCAGGACAAGUGGGUGAUCCUGGUCUUGUGUCUGCUUAUGGAACUGGCCUGGAAGGGGGUACCACAGGCAAUGUGUUGGACUUCAUCGUCAAUACUUGCAAUGCUGGCACCGGAGCUCUGUCGGUGACUAUUGAUGGACCCUCCAAAGUUAAGAUGGACUGUCAGGACUAUCCUGAAGGCUACAAAGUGUUCUACACUCCCAUGGCUCCUGGGAACUACCUGAUUUCCAUCAGAUAUGGGGGUCCCCAGCACAUUGUUGGAAGUCCUUUCAAAGCUAAAGUGUCGGGACCCCGACUGUCUGGAGGACACAAUCUGCAUGAAACAUCAUCUGUUCACGUGAAAACUGUCACCAAGUCUUCAGCUAUGGGCAAAACUUUUGCCUUUUUACCCAAAUUCUCUUCUGAUGCAAGUAAAGUCGUCUCUCAUGGUGCCGGCCUGUCAAAAGCUUUUAUUGGUCAGAAAAAUGCAUUUACUGUAGACUGCAGCAAAGCAGGAAUAAACAUGUUGAUGGUUGGUGUCCAUGGACCCAUAUCCCCCUGUGAGGAGGUAUACGUCAAACACAUGGGAAACAGGAUGUACAAUGUGACAUACACUGUGAAAGAACAAGGCAGCUACAUCCUUAUUGUGAAGUGGGGCGAUGAAAACGUUCCCGGCAGUCCUUUUCAUGUUAUUGUCCCUUAAAUAUGGACUCUUACUCUUCGUCUACAUACAACCCUUCUCCACACCUCUGAAUGCUCUUCUGCCCUUAUGGGAGACAAUUUUGUAUUUGAGUAAUCAUUCUGUCUACCUGUUGGCUAAAGCAACUGUUAUUCUGAUGUCAAUAUUCCUCUACAACACAGAUUGUUAUGUUUGACAUCAAGUCGUGCAUGAUCCAAUUUCCAAGUAAGAUAUCCUUUAGAUUAGGGUUCAAAUGUUCGGCGCCCCGUCAGCGCUGCCUGGCUCCUGCACCAAAAGACUAGCUGAAAAGUUCAGGAAGUUGUUCAUUUUUCAUUUAGAGAAGCUCGCAAACACAGCGGGAAGCCGAGUCUGCAGAAAAAAAAAUAUUUUCAUGAAUAACCUCAUCUCACAUAAAUGUAAAAAGUAUAUCAAUUUAAUCUCCCCUGCAGCUCUGUAUUUAUGUUUGUAACAUUUUAAGUUCUUAUAGAAAUAAAACUGGAGAUUUUUAUUUGAA
Molecule: messenger RNA, 9075 nt
Organism: Oryzias melastigma (Indian medaka)
Lineage: Eukaryota; Metazoa; Chordata; Actinopteri; Beloniformes; Adrianichthyidae
Product: filamin-C
Exons: 49
Coding region: 297-8585 (2762 amino acids)
Biological process (GO): actin cytoskeleton organization
Molecular function (GO): actin filament binding
Source: RefSeq, a predicted model, not a curated record